Molecule: messenger RNA, 1587 nt
Organism: Lottia gigantea (owl limpet)
Lineage: Eukaryota; Metazoa; Mollusca; Gastropoda; Lottiidae
Exons: 1
Coding region: 133-1035 (300 amino acids)
Biological process (GO): mitotic DNA replication termination; site-specific DNA replication termination at RTS1 barrier
Cellular component (GO): nucleus
Source: RefSeq, a predicted model, not a curated record
GUAAAAAAAGAUAAACAAGUCGUAUUACUCUAAAUUUUUACAAUAAUUUAACAUUGUCGUGUAAUUGAUUCGAUUUUAAGUAUUUGAAUUCUGUAGGUUUGUUUAUCCAACCUUCGUGAUUAAUCUUUAACCAUGGGAUGUGAUGGAGGUACGAUUCCAACUCGUGACGAACUAGUCAAAACCAAGAAGAAACCUGAACAGAAAGACAAGGCUGCCGAGUUGGCUGUGAAAUGGAAGCACUGUGCUAUCAGUUUGGAACCUUUACAAAAACCAAUCUUAGCUUGUGAAUUAGGUAGACUUUACAACAAAGAAUCAGUUUUAGAAUUCUUGAUUGACAAAAGUAAAUUUGAGUUUGCGAAUCAAUUUGAUCAUUUGAGAGGACUUCGUGAUUUGAAAGAACUGAAACUGUCUGAAAAUCCAGCUUAUAAAGGUAAUGUUGCUGAGAAAGGUGAUGCUUACAUUGAUACACAGACUUCAGAGUACAUCUGUCCAGUUGUUGGAAUUGAACUUAGUGGAAAAUAUAAGUUUUGUUAUAUUUGGAGUUGUGGGUGUGUGCUGUCAGAGAGAGCUUUGAAAGAAAUUAAAUCAGAAAUCUGUCAUAAAUGUGGGAAGACCUACGACAAAAAUGAUGUCAUUGUUUUAAAUGGAACUGAAGAUGAAGUGGACAUAAUGAGAGACAAUAUGAAUGAAAGACGUCAGAAAGCUAAAGCGGCAAAAUUAGCCAAGAAGGCAGGAAAACAUAAGGUUUCUACAGACACUUCACCAGAUGGACCACAGAGUAGCAAAUCUGCUAAAUUGGAUGAUCAAAAGGCUGGACCAUCCUCUAAAGAUAUUAAGUCUAAACUAUCAAAUGGGAAACCAGAUCUCAAAUCGAAAGCAACCAAUGGGAAAUUAGAGGAGAAAGAGGCUAAGAUUAAGAGUAUCCAAGAUAAUCCUAAUGUCAGUGCUACCUACAAAUCAUUGUUUACAACAUCUAGUAAAGCUAAGAAUCAGGAGAAAGCUCAUUGGGUUACUUUUAAUCCCAUGUAUUAUUAGACCAGACUUUUAAUUCUGAAGAAUUUUUAAUUUUGACUUUUAUUGUGAAUUGAUAACAAAUAAAAAAGAUUUGUGGAUUGUAGCACAUCAUGACUGUGUCAAGUCUGAAAUUGAUGCUGACCAGAUGAACCAAGUAGGUUCCAUCAGGUUACGUUUUAACAUGUUGGAAUACAACCUAUUUUUAUGAUAUUUUUAAAAUAGGGUACAAAAAAAAAUUAGAUAAAAGCUUGGAAGAUGAUCAAAUAUGAUGAUGGUUGUUAAUAUUUUUUUUAAUAUAUAGUAAGCUUAUGGUUUAUCUUUGGAAAUGUAUGGAUGCAGUCUGAAGAUUGAUAGGUGAAACUCUGAGUAACAACAUGUUUCAGGUUCUGUUUUAAUAUUUCUUUCUACAUGUUCUGAGUUGAGAACUAUUUUAACAGUGAAAAUAUUUGUUAUUAUUAUUAGAUAAAUAAAUGUAUUUUUGUACGUCUUGUUUCUAUCUAACUUGGACAUGUUGGAAUAAAGGUUCUAAUCAAUGAUUCCAUUCCUCCUUUGAGAUAAAAGCAGUUAAAAGCC